GCACUUCCUGGAGGCGCUCGUGCGGAUGUCGAUCGUGCGUUUCCCAUUGGAGAAGGGCCUCGAGAGACAGAUGCGCCGCCUCUUUGACGAGCACGUGCUGCAGCUGGCGAGCGGUGACGCGGGGGGGUCGGCGACCGCAGGGGCCCUGUCGUUCCUGGCCGACGAGGACGUCCAGGACGUGCUCCGAGCCUUCGAGCCCGAGCUGCGGGCCCUCUUCCGCGAGCACGCCGCCGGAGAGGGUGCCUACGCCACUCCGCAGUGGGCGCCCGCGGCCCCAGAG
Molecule: messenger RNA, 280 nt
Organism: Prorocentrum cordatum
Lineage: Eukaryota; Dinophyceae; Prorocentrales; Prorocentraceae
Source: the annotation of a GenBank genome assembly